GAAGUGACGUCAUAUGCCUGCGCCGCGCUCCUGCAACUGUUGUGAUUUGGCUGAAGAAAGGACAAACACAUAGGAAGCGACUGAGAUUCACGUGACACACUGUUGUUAAGAUGUCGUUUAUUAAAGAGGAGACUGAAGACGUGAAGAUUGAAGAAACAUUCAGUGUGAAACAAGAAGAAACUGAGACACAAACGGACCUGAUAGCACUGAAAGAGGAGGGUCAAGAUCUGAAUGAGAAAUACCAUGAUUUCCUAACUGAAGAAACAUGCUCAGAGACUGAAAAGACUUCCUCCGAAAAAAGUGCUCAAGACACAGGAACUACAAGUCAGUUCAUCUGCGUACAGUGUGGAAAGUCUUUCAAAAAAAAAGGAAACCUUAAAGUCCACAUGAGAAUUCACACUGGAGAGAAGCCUUUCGCCUGCCAACAGUGUGGAAAGAGUUUUUAUCAACAUGGAAACUUUAAAGUCCACAUGAGGAUUCACACUGGAGAAAAGCCGUUCACAUGUAAUCAGUGUGGAAAGAGUUUCACACAUAAAGGAACGCUUUAUGCUCACAUGAUCGUUCACACUGGAGAGAGUGCGUACAUCUGCAAACUGUGUGGAAAAACCUUGAAUCGAAAAGGUAAUCUUAAGGCUCACAUGAGAGUUCACACUGGAGAGAAGCCUUUCUCGUGUGGUCAGUGCGGAAAAUGUUUCGCACGGAAAGAAACCCUUACUAAGCACAUGAAGCUUCACUUAAGAGCGAACUGUUUUGCAUGUCAUCAGUGUGGGACGAGGUUUAAAGACCAGAAACAUCUUAAACGCCAUGUAAAAACUCAUAUCGGACAGAAGCCUUUUAUGUGCCAUCACUGUGGAAUAACUUGCACAAACACAGGAAACCUCAAUAAUCACAUGAGAGUUCACACCGGAGAGAAACCAUACGCCUGUCCUCAGUGUGGGAAGAGCUUCCCACGAAAAGAAAGUCUGAAGAGUCACAUGAGACUUCACACUGGAGAGAAACCUUACACCUGUCCUCAGUGUGGAAAGAGCUUCACACAUAAAGGAACCCGUUAUACCCACAUGAGAACACACACUGAAAAGAGGACUUUUAUUUGAUGUGAAAUGCACUAAAGAUAUCUAAAAAGUAAUUUGCAAACUCAUUCUAGAAAGAAAUGGCAGUGUUAAAUGUCUUUUACUCUUAAUUUCCGAGCAUUUGAUGUUUUGUAUUGAUCAUCUUUGAAUUGAUUAUGUAAUUGUCAUGAUUUUUUUACCCUAAUUAUAAAUUGUUAGGUUUGAAUUUAUUCUGACUUACUCUGAAAUUGAUGAUUUUACUCUUG
Molecule: messenger RNA, 1315 nt
Organism: Pimephales promelas (fathead minnow)
Lineage: Eukaryota; Metazoa; Chordata; Actinopteri; Cypriniformes; Leuciscidae
Biological process (GO): regulation of transcription by RNA polymerase II
Cellular component (GO): nucleus
Molecular function (GO): DNA-binding transcription factor activity, RNA polymerase II-specific
Source: RefSeq, a predicted model, not a curated record